This is a messenger RNA of Phytophthora sojae, 1523 nucleotides long. RefSeq lists its product as hypothetical. Gene Ontology annotation, biological process: monosaccharide transmembrane transport. Lineage: Eukaryota; Oomycota; Peronosporomycetes; Peronosporales; Peronosporaceae. The record is from RefSeq and is a predicted model, not a curated record. Gene Ontology annotation, cellular component: membrane. The transcript has a single exon. The coding region runs from base 1 to 1470 and encodes 489 amino acids. Gene Ontology annotation, molecular function: hexose transmembrane transporter activity.
AUGUACUCGGAGGUGGCCACGCCUAAGGCCGCUGAGCCCACCACCUUCGACAAGGCCAACAAGGAGGCGGAGCGCAGCAUCAAGCCCAACUGGAUCCUGUACAGCAGCGUCCUCGUGGCUCUGCUCCAGCCGUUCCAGAGCGGUUGGUCCACCUCGCAGACGAACCUGACGCAGUACAACGACACCGACCAGUGCAAUGCGCGCCCCGUGGUGGAGGGCACGUGCCUCAUGUUCCCGGGUCACUCCAAGUUGGAGUGGACGUUCGCCGUCAACGCGUGGAUCUUCGGCGGCAUGAUCGGCUCUCUGUUCUGCGGUCACUUCAGCGAUCUAUGGGGGCGCAAGAAGCUGCUGUUCGUCAACUGCGCGUUCAUCGUCGUCGGCGCAGUGAUCCAAGCCUCCGUGUCCAACAUUUGGGCUUUCGCAGUGGGCCGCGUCGUGUCUGGUAUCGCUUCGGGUGUUGCUACGGGCACACUGGGUUCGUACAUCAACGAACUGUCCCCGCCGCACCUCCGCAACAUCCUCGGUCUGGGUCUGCAGAUCUCCGUGACCAUGGGUAUCGUGCUCCCCGCCAUCGCCUUCUUCUUCGCCAACACGAGCAGCGGCUGGCGAUACCUGACCGGCUUCCCGAUCAUCCUCGCGGCCAUCUUCCUCCUCUUGGCUCCGACCAUGUGCGUUGAGAGUCCCGCGUGGCUGCUGAUGAAGAACCGCCGCGAGGAAGCCAAGCAGGUCAUCGCUCGUCUCUACGGCGAAGAGAACGUCCAAGUGGCGCUCAACUGGCUCGAGUCGUCGAGCAAGUCCAACCAGUCGGAGCUGGGUGAAGCCAACAACGAGUCCGAAGUGAAGGAAUCGCUGUUCUCGCCUCGGUACCGUAAGCAACUGGCCGCUGCUAUUCUGCUGUCCUGCGCCCAGCAGCUCUCGGGUAUCAACGCCGUGUUCUACUACUCCAGCAGCAUCUUCGCUGACGCUGGCAUCUCGGAUUCGCGCAUCGGAACGCUGAUCAUCGACUUCAUCAACAUCUUCCCCGGCUUCGCUGCCGGUGCCCUGGCCGUGCGCUUCGGCAACCGUCAAAUGAUCCUGUGGGGCAUCGCCAGCAUGUGCAUCAUGGCCGUCUGCAUGAUCAUCGCCUUCCUCGUGGACGUGCCGGCGCUGUCGAUCGUCUUUACGGCGCUGUACGUCAUCGCGUUCGGCGCGACGCUCGGACCGCUAGUUUGGGUCGUCACCGCCGACCUAUUCCCGGACUCGAUCCGCGCCAGCGGCUCGUCGCUCUGCAUCGGCAUCAACUGGCUGUGCAACUUGGUCGUGGGCGUCGCCUACCCGUACAUCUCGGACGCGCUGGAUGACUACGCGUACCUGCCGUUCGUGGUGCUGCUCGUGAUCUUCUACCUGCUGGCGCUAAAGCUGGUGCCCGAGACCUCGGGCAAGAGCAGCGAGGAGAUCCAGGCCGAGUUCGACUCCCGUCAGAAGAACUAGGUAACGGUAGCCUGUUACAGUAGCGGCAGUGAUUCAAGACUAUGCAUAAGAAC